UAUCUCCAGAAACUGCGGCAGAGUGAGGCCUCACUUCAUUUACCGCCUCUCCGAUGGGCUUUCGCCACGUCAUCAGACGCUGCGUCACCACCAACAACAUCCAACAUGGCGGCGUCCGUCCGGGAGAAGCAGGCCGUCGCUCUGAAGCGAAUGCUGAACUUAAACGCUGCUCUUCUGAAGAACACAGCAGCUGAGCCAGUCUGGAAGGUGUUGAUCUACGAUCGGUUCGGCCAGGACAUCAUCUCUCCUCUGCUGUCCGUCAAGGAGCUGAGAGACAUGGGCAUCACCCUUCACCUGCUGCUUCACUCGGACAGAGACCCGAUCCCAGAUGUUCCUGCUGUCUACUUCAUCAUGCCCACGGAGGAGAACAUCGACCGCAUAUGCCAGGACUUGAGGAACCAGCUGUACGAGUCUUACUUCCUCAACUUCAUCUCGGCCAUCAGCAGAAGCAAACUGGAGGACGUGGCGAGCGCCGCGCUGUCGGCCAACGCCGUGGCCCAGGUCACCAAGGUGUAUGAUCAGUACCUGAACUUCAUCACUCUGGAAGACGACAUGUUCACCCUCUGCCAUCAGAACAAGGAGCUCAUCUCUUACCACGCCAUCAACCGAGCCGACAUCCAGGACACGGACAUGGAGGCCAUCAUGGACACCAUCGUGGACAGUCUCUUCUGCUUCUUCGUCACUUUGGGCGCUGUGCCCAUCAUCCGCUGUCCCCGUGGCAACGCAGCAGAGAUGGUGGCCGUGAAGUUGGACAAGAAGCUUCGUGAGAACCUUCGAGACGCCAGAAACAGUCUGUUCACCGGAGAAAACAUGGCCGCCGGGCAGUUCAGUUUCCAGAGGCCUUUGUUCGUCCUGGCAGAUCGUAACGUGGACAUGGCCACGCCCCUCCACCACACCUGGACCUAUCAGGCGCUGAUCCACGAUGUCCUGGACUACAAGCUCAACAGGGUGGUGAUGGAGGAGGGGGCGGGGCCUGAGCCGUCUCCCGCCGGCGCCAGACCAAAGAAGAAGAACAGAAAGACCUACGACCUGACUCCUGCAGACAAGUUCUGGCAGAAGCACAAGGGCAGUCCCUUUCCAGAGGUGGCGGAGUCGGUCCAGGAGGAGCUGGACACCUAUAGAGCCCAGGAGGACGAGGUCAAGCGCCUGAAGUGCAUCAUGGGUUUAGAGGGAGAAGAUGAAGGAGCCAUCAGCAUGCUGUCAGACAACACAGCCAAGCUCACCUCUGCUGUCAGCUCUCUGCCAGAGCUGCUGGAGAAGAAACGUCUGAUCGACCUGCACACCAACGUGGCCACGGCCGUGCUCGACCACAUCAAGAGUCGUAAACUGGACGUUUACUUUGAGUAUGAAGAGAAACUGAUGACCAAGUCGACUUUAGACAAAUCUCUUCUGGACAUCAUCAGUGACCCCGACGCCGGAACCCCCGAAGACAAAAUGAGACUCUUCCUCAUCUAUUACAUCACUGCUCAGCAGGCUCCUUCAGAGUCGGACUUGGAGCAGUACAAGACGGCCCUGUUGGACGCCGGCUGCGACCUUUCACCACUCAACUACAUCAAGCAGUGGAAGGCCUUUACCAAGCUGGCCGCCACCCCGGCGAACUACGGCAACAGUGGAGUGAAACCCAUGGGGCUGUUUUCCAGAGUGAUGAACAGUGGCUCCCAGCUGGUGAUGGAGGGAGUGAAGAACCUGGUGCUCAAACAGCACAACCUACCAGUCACUCGGAUCCUGGACAGCCUGAUGGAGAUGAAGUCCAACCCGGAAACUGACGACUAUCGAUACUUCGACCCAAAGAUGCUGCGAGGAAGCGAGAGCUCCAUCCCCAGGAACAAGAACCCAUUCCAGGAGGCCAUCGUGUUCGUGGUGGGAGGAGGAAACUACAUCGAGUACCAGAACCUGGUGGACUACGCCAAGGUCAAACACGGGAAGAAGGUCGUUUACGGCUGCAGUGAACUCUCCAACGCUGCCCAGUUCACCAAACAGCUCUCCCAGCUCGGCCAAAAGUGACGUGGACCUGGAGGACACACCUGGUCUCUUCAUUCCUGUCUGUCUCUGGAGGACACACCUGGUUUCUUCAUUCCGGUUGGCUUGUAUGAAACUCUCCUUCUGUAAAUUAACUAAACAUUUCUUGUCUCAUUGUACUUCCUGUCUCUAAUAAAAUUCUUAAAACCA
Molecule: messenger RNA, 2169 nt
Organism: Pseudoliparis swirei
Lineage: Eukaryota; Metazoa; Chordata; Actinopteri; Perciformes; Liparidae
Gene: scfd1
Product: sec1 family domain containing 1
Exons: 25
Coding region: 106-2004 (632 amino acids)
Biological process (GO): intracellular protein transport; endoplasmic reticulum to Golgi vesicle-mediated transport
Cellular component (GO): Golgi membrane; cytosol
Molecular function (GO): syntaxin binding
Source: RefSeq, a predicted model, not a curated record